AUGGUUCGUGCUUUCACAUCUGCUGGUCCUGGCCCUUGGUCUGGAGCAAGUAAUAUACGGACAAGUGUAGAAUUGCCACCGCCACCACUAGAUAUUCAAGCAUCGCGAAUAAAUCAACAUCAAAUCAAAGUCACAUGGCGUAUACCAACACGUGAAGAUCAGUCUGGCACAGGCAAUAAACAAAUGUCUAUACAAGGUUUCCGUCUGCUAUACUCAGCCAAUAAUAAUCCAUACGAAGCAGGUCAGUGGACAUCAUUUGAUGUUGGUCCAGUGAAUAUGGCCAUAAUAAGUCAUUUAGAAAGUAAAACAAGUUACGUAAUAUGCAUUAAAUCACGUGGACCAGAUGGACGUUAUGGUGAUUGUAGUCAACCGGUUAUAAGUCGACUAGCCACUGGUAAUAGUGAAAGUGAUUUUUCAGUUCGUGGUUUAUUCUGUUCUGGUGAUGACACCAGUGUGAAAGUAACUUGGCAACAACCGAAAAGAACAGAAAAACUGGAAGGUUUCAAAAUUGACAUGAAGAAAGUUGUUUACUUUAAAGUUUAUUUUAUUUUUAAGCAAAAAGAAAACUUUUAUAAUUUAUUCAUAAGAGCUUAA
Messenger RNA from Heterobilharzia americana, 594 nucleotides. The record is from the annotation of a GenBank genome assembly. Lineage: Eukaryota; Metazoa; Platyhelminthes; Trematoda; Strigeidida; Schistosomatidae.